GUCUGGUCGAUCAAGGGCCGACUCUAUCAACCGAUGACAGUCUCUCUCCUAUUUAUUUGCUUAUAAACCUGUUACAAUAAAUGAUCAUUCGAACCGCGUCACGCGCACCUUUAACGACGAAGGCGCAAACCACUUUUUGAUGAAUGACUUUCUGGAGCAGAGAGGAUGUGCGGGUCAUUUUGAGCAGUCAUUCGUUGCCCACACUGGCAUUCCUCUGUUUUUAGCUUCCAGCUCAUAAAGGUGUUAUAUUAUUUAGAGGCGGCAGCUGAGCUGAAUGCGGAUUAGAUCCGCCACCAGUCAUCGGAGCACCAGCCCUGGGACUUUGGAUUUUUUCUGCACGACUUCAUGAUGGAGAGGAUAAGAAAAGAAAUGAUUCUGAUGGAAAGGGGACUACACAGUCCAGUGGCAGGAAAGAGGCUCUCUGACUCGGCCGGGAACGCGGUGCUUGAGGCCCUGGAAAAUUCUCAGCACGCAGGUCGACUCAGUCCGAGAAUAACUUCAGCCUCGCUGCACGGUAAUCUCGGGGAUAUUCCCACCAAAGGCAAAUUCGAAAUCGACAGCUUAUUCGGAAACCACCACAGCGACAAUACCUCCUCCACAGAGGUUUCAUCCUCCGAAAACAGGAAGAAAAUAAACCUGUACCCUGAAGUUUCUCCUGACUCCGAUAUGAACAGCGAUGUGGAAGUGGGUUGCCCGUCUCAUCGCUCACCGAGCAGUCUCUGCCAACAGAAGGAAAACAAUAGCAAAGGUUUUUCCGACAGUAAUUCAGGAACUUCAAAUACAAGUUCAUCGUCUCUGUCGAAUAUGAACGGCUCCAUCAGUAACUCCAGCAGCUCGAACGCGGAUCAGGUGAGGAGAUACCGGACUGCGUUCACCCGAGAACAAAUUGGAAGACUGGAGAAAGAAUUUUACAGGGAAAACUACGUCUCAAGACCCAGGAGGUGUGAACUGGCCGCUGCAUUAAACUUACCCGAAACAACAAUAAAGGUGUGGUUUCAGAAUCGACGAAUGAAGGACAAGCGGCAGCGGCUCGCCAUGUCCUGGCCACAUCCCGCCGAUCCCAGCUUCUACACCUAUAUGAUGACGCACGCGGCCGCCACCGGAAGUCUGCCUUACCCUUUUCAUUCCCACAUGCCACUACACUAUUACCCCCAUGUCGGUGUCACGGCAGCAGCUGCCGCGGCAGCCGCCUCAGGAGCCGCUUCUUCACCUUUUGCUACCUCUAUUCGUCCCCUUGAUACUUUCCGUGCGCUUUCUCAUCCAUAUUCGCGCCCAGAGCUGUUGUGUAGUUUCCGGCAUCCAGGACUAUACCAGUCACCGGCAGGUUUGAACAGCUCGGCGGCGGCGGCAGCGGCGGCGGCGGCGGCCGCUGCAGCAGUCAGUGCGCCUUCAGCUACCGGGCCGUGCUCAUGUCUCAGCUGCCACAGCAGUCAGGCCGCCAGCGCACUCGGCUCCAGGAGCACCAGCUCUGAUUUCACCUGCACGGCGUCCGGCCAGAGGUCCGAGAGCGGAUUUUUGCCAUACUCGGCAGCAGUUCUCAGCAAAACCGCGGUGCCCUCACCGGACCAGAGAGAAGAAAGCGCGCUAAAUAGAUAGCUUAGUGCUGGCAUGCACCCCUUCAUUUGAAGCACAUGCAUUUAUUAUUAUUAUUUUUAAAUUGAGGGACAGCAUUUUCAUUCUAGUAAGGCCUGUUACGCCCAGAAUUAUAUUAAGAAAAAUAUUUAAAAUACACGAAAUCGAAGGCCUUUUAAAUAUGUUGCAACACACGGUAUUAAAACAGUGCGUUAUAGAAUGAGCUAAAAUUACAUUAUUAUUUUUCUUAUAUGAGUAGCUUUAUUAUUAUUGUAGUAAUAAUUUUAUUUGUCCUUAUUUAUUAUUAUUAUUAUUUAUUAAUUACAAUUGUAUGCAAAUAUUAUUUUCGAUUAGACUGGACCACAGUAAAGAGAAUAUACACUGGUUGUGCCACUUUAGCUUCGGUUAAAGGACCAGUGCUGUUAAAGUGCUGCUGCUUGAGGGAUACUCCCUGAUCUAGGAGUGUGGCGCAUAAAACCUGCACUACUGCUACAAUGUCAAUUCUGCUGUUAAUAAUGUGAAGAUUAUGACGAAAAUUGCCAAUCAUGUACCUUGAUGGACCUCCUUUGAAUGUGGAAAUGUAAGAAAGUUCCCGUUCUGAGACUCGCUGUCAAAGCAUAACAACCCGCUGUGGGAAGUCAUUAGACAAGAUAGAUAAAAGACCUUGAGCAUUUCGCAUUGUUCUUGGUGUGUAGAUUGUACAGUAUUAAACGUGGUAUUCGUUACCUGAGAAUUUUUUUUUUAUUAUUUAAAAAAAAAGAAAAGAAAGAAAAAAAAAUCCCCUUUCCACCGAGUCCUAUUUCCAAUCUUGUUUUUGGGACCUUGGUGGGCCUGGGUAGAGUUUCUCUCAGAGAUGUUCCGCUGACGCGAGCAGUCUCAUUAAAUCCAAACCGAUAUUUCCAUAAUACUCUCAGUAGAGACUCUUCACUCACAAUAUAAUGGGAUUAUCCACACAACCCCAAACUUCAGACAAAUUGCUCAUGCAUUUCUGUCUGCAUACAUUUUUUUUCCACGGAAGGCGGAAUUCUGCCUUACAUAAAACCACAUUUUAAAAAUAGCAAACUAGCACUUGUACAGAUCAAAUGGUGAGAUAUUUUGUCAUAAUGCAUAAUCACUUUUAAAUUGUAUUAAACUAAAAUUCUGACCUUCAUUCGAAAUUAUUAGCUUCAUAGAUUUUACCCUCUUUAUUUUUAUUUUUUAAUCAUUUAUUUUUUAAUUCAGUGACUGGCUGGAUAUUUAUUUAAUUUUAGGAAUACACCAUUGUUUUAGGUCCUAAAUCUGACAUUAAUUCGCCAGACUAGAACGAUUAAAAAUAAAUAAACAUUAGGCCUGAAAUUAUGUUGAAAUCACUCAUUGUAUAUAAAGUACAUUACGUUGCUGUUUUCAUUUCAAAUGGAAAAAGAAAACAAACUGAUUUUUUUUAAUUAUUUAUUAUUCUUUUAUUACUGAGUUUUUGCGCGGGGCUGGCUGCCGUCUGUUCAAUAAAGGACAAUACUAAAAUCCCAGUGUUUUGCUCCUCUCCCAAGGGUUGCCGUGAUACACGACUCUGUACAUUACGUCUCUGUAUUUUACAUAUUGCCGACUUUAUGAAUUUUCAUAUUUUCACUUGAGAAAAAUGUGCAAUAUAGAAAUGUAUAUUAUGUUAUUUAUUGAUGGUGUUGUUCUUGGAAAAUAAAUAUUUAAA
Molecule: messenger RNA, 3256 nt
Organism: Carassius carassius (crucian carp)
Lineage: Eukaryota; Metazoa; Chordata; Actinopteri; Cypriniformes; Cyprinidae
Gene: evx2
Product: even-skipped homeobox 2
Exons: 3
Coding region: 346-1596 (416 amino acids)
Biological process (GO): regulation of transcription by RNA polymerase II
Cellular component (GO): nucleus
Molecular function (GO): RNA polymerase II cis-regulatory region sequence-specific DNA binding; DNA-binding transcription factor activity, RNA polymerase II-specific
Source: RefSeq, a predicted model, not a curated record